CAUAUGGGCGGGAGCGUGAAGGAGGCUGCGAAUUCCGUUUCAAGGAAUCUCUCAGCGCUUGGAGCAGACACCAUGAGCAAAGCUCACCCUCCCGAGCUGAAAAAGUUUAUGGACAAGAAGUUGUCAUUGAAAUUAAAUGGUGGCAGACAUGUCCAGGGAAUCCUACGGGGAUUUGAUCCCUUUAUUAACCUCGUGAUAGAUGAAUGUGUGGAGAUGGCAAAUAGUGGACAACAGAACAAUAUUGGAAUGGUGGUAAUACGAGGAAAUAGUAUCAUCAUGUUAGAAGCCUUGGAACAAGUAUGACUGUUCAAAACCCAUGUUCCCUCUCCAAAGGACCUGUUUUACUAUGAUGUAAAAGUUGGGUCAUGUACAUUUUCAUAUUAAAUUUUUUGUUAAAUAAA
This is a messenger RNA of Oryctolagus cuniculus (rabbit), 401 nucleotides long. Lineage: Eukaryota; Metazoa; Chordata; Mammalia; Lagomorpha; Leporidae. The record is from RefSeq and is a predicted model, not a curated record.